GAGCAGAACAACUACCCUGCUCCUCCUCACGGCCCAGGCCCGGCCAACACCAUGGCACCUGCGCCGGGAAACAACGGCAUGGCCACCCAGCCAGGGGCAAACGCCAUGGCAGGUAACCAUGCUAACGCGGCGUACCUGAGCAACCAGGCGGCGGUGGCUGCGGUUCUGAAACAACAACAGCAGCAGCAGCAUCAGCAGCAGAUCCUGGAGCAGCAGCAGAAGCAGCAGCAGUACAUGCAGAGACAGCAGCUCAUGGCUGAACAGGAGAAGCAGCGGCAGCAGGACCAGCAGCUUCAGAGGCGCCUGACUCGACCGCCACCACAGUACCAGGACCAGCCGGGUCAACCGGCCAAUCAGAACCCUUUCCCACAGCAGCCAGUCAACCAGUUUACAG
Paralichthys olivaceus (Japanese flounder) is the source of this 394-nucleotide messenger RNA. NCBI's taxonomy places the organism in Eukaryota, Metazoa, Chordata, Actinopteri, Pleuronectiformes, Paralichthyidae. The record is from RefSeq and is a predicted model, not a curated record.